Molecule: messenger RNA, 1200 nt
Organism: Wallemia ichthyophaga EXF-994
Lineage: Eukaryota; Fungi; Basidiomycota; Wallemiomycetes; Wallemiales; Wallemiaceae
Exons: 1
Coding region: 1-1200 (399 amino acids)
Source: RefSeq, a predicted model, not a curated record
AUGCCAGCAACACUGCACAUAGAUUUACCGAGAUCCCACAAUGUCAUUACGCACAGCCCAGACGAGCCAGAGAAGGAGCUGGCUGGGAUAGCGACGCUCAACCUCCCGACCAAGAGAUUCAUCAAGUCGAUAGACGUCGAUCUCAAGUGCGUCGAGGAAGUGCACCUGAGCAGAGGCAAGGAGAAGCACGAGUUGCUAUCGGAGAGGUUCAAUAUCUGCGGAGAAGAGACGCUCGACGCCGGCGUGCACGAGCUCGACUUCUUCUUCUACAUUCCAAAUACAUUCGUCUAUGAGAGGCACUCGCACGGCACUUGCUUCCAAUAUCUUAAAGCGACGGUGAUAUUCAAUGAAUGGAUAGCGCUCCCGCUCUCUCGCAAACUCGACCUCCUUUUCGCUGCUCAUCCGAUCGGCUGGGGAUAUAUUCCCUUCGGUGAAAGCGUGCAGUCAUCGAUAGAAGGCCUGGGGCCUGUGGAGGUGGCUUUCAAUACAAGGCAUCUUACUGUGAGUUGCGUCAUCGAAAUGGAGAUGCACCUCCCACAAGCUGUAGCCGAUUUGAGGGUGCAUGGUAUACGGCUAAGCGUAGAGCAGGCUACGAUGCUCUUUUCUCGCAAUGAUCAGCAUUACAAGGAGACGCUGCCUCCAAAAACAGUCGCUAUACUCAAUCAAGGCACUAACACACUCAAUUCGAACAUCUUGCCAGACCGUCUGAGCCAAACUUAUCCAAUUAAGGCGAGAUACCUGGCUAGGUUGCCAGACGACACAGUAAUAAGAGGCAGUCAUUGCGAUUAUACAGACUGCGCAAUCAGAUCGACGCAUAAGCUCGUUCUUGAAAUUUGGCACAGCACUCAUUCCAAUCCGUUAGUAUACAGGGCAAGGAUAGCACUCCCGGUCAGAAUACCGCACUGUUUGCUAUCGUUUGACUCAGUUCUGUUACCACGUUAUGAAGAUCAUGUCAAAAUGGAGCGCCUCUGCGAGAAUGAUGAGAGAAAGUAUGCUGGUAUAGGCAAGGAGAGACAGGAGAGCUGCAAUUGCACCAAGAGCUACGAGGAGGCAAAGGCCGUUGCGAUGUCAAUUCACGAUAUAGUGUCGCCGAUUGGGAAGAGUAGGAGUGGAAGAGUAGAAAAAGAGGGUUUCUAUGUGUCUCCGAAUGAUUUCGAAUUAAGCAAGCGCAAUGAUCCGCCAAAGUAUCUUUACGAUUAG